GAACUAUUGGAGGUUGGUGCGAAUUUCAACCCGAUUUCCGAUCUCGCCACCUUUGUGGGUGCGUCAGUGCGGGAUCGCGCAAAGCACGAAAAGAAAGCGGAUUGGGAGUGGCUUAGUGAGAAUGCAGGUGCUGGCGCAAACCUAACAUUCUCUAACUGGACUAUGAGUAGCUAUGCACAGCCUUCAACCUCCACAACGUCAUCAUCAGCUUCAGGACCUCCUCCGGCGUCCUCUGCAGGAGCAACUCCCACUUCGCUUCCUUCGCUUUUGAACAUCGCUGCUGGCCUCUACCAAUCCGCGAAUGAGGCUGUUCUCGUCUUUUCUACUAGUGGAGACGAUCGAGACAGCAUUGUCAGUCUCUAUGAGGGAUGGUUAGCGUCAAAACUACAGGCUCAAAUGCUGCAGGACUGGGAGGAAGCAACCGAGACCAAUGCGACAGCGGAGAUGAAGGUACAACUAGAUAUGAUUUAGGGCGGAAAGAAACUACAUCUGCUAAAAAUGGGUCGAGCCAGUUGUAACCUCGAAGAUAACUGUCUUCAUAUUCUUGUCGUAGUGUAAGAAUAGGAAUAUUUAUUAUUACUCAUAAUCAUGCUCAAGCUCAUCUUCUGUGAGAAAAUUUUCCACGACGACCACCCACACAUUCACAUUGACCCGGUAGCUCUAGUACUUCAUCGCAACAUCAGGUCCGAGCCGCGCUGCCUAAUCUUGCGGAGCGUGCCCAGCUUUUCGCUAAAGCGCAGAUGAUAGCCAAUCGGCGCGCUCGCGAAUGGCAAUUUUCUACUGGUCUGAGCCACUUCGACUUGGCUUCUGAGGGUCUGUGGCCUCUCACGAAACAGCUCGUUGAGGAUUCUGUGCUCCCUUCGAUCGCGAACAAGACACUGUACCUCACAGGACAUGGGUUAGGCGGCACCCGCGCAGCGCUUGUGAGCAUGUGGUUAGAUGGGAAAAAGAACAUUACAGCUCCUGCGUACACCUUUGAUGCACCUGGUACUCAGUGUUUGGUCUCGCAAGUCCUGCCAUCUGCUUAUGCUACCGAUAUCGAUGUGACAAAGUUUUACCCUCAAAUAACGCAAUACGUCCAUUCGCUGGACGCAGUUGGUCAAAUGGAUUUUCAGAACGGUAGGGUGUGCAAAUACGCGACUACCGCAAGUCGUGCCUACUCCAGUAGCCAACCAAGAAAGUUUGAUACCGCCUUGCGGUCCGACAUCACGCGCGAAGUGUGUGGUCGCAUCGUUGGUUGGAACGGAGGGAAGCUCUUCGCAACUAGUGGGGUGUCAUUCUCAUCAACUCUCUCAUUCUCAUCAACUCUCGCCUCAUCUCUCGAGAGAAAGGACUUCGCCGUGUGUCAGUAUUUGACGCAUUCCCCUCUGUCGGUGACGCACUGGCUAAGUGACGAUAGUGUGCUAUUUCCAGAUGGGAGUACCGAUGGAGGAUGCACAUCAAGAAAUGCUACUGUUGCUGUAGUUCAUUUCGGCACGGGUGGAGACUCAUCUUCUCAACAGCAACAAGCAUGUCCACCUAGUCGCAAAAGCAGCUCUCUACCCCAACUCGCUAUUGGAUGGAGCCUGGAUCCAGUUUUGAAUCCUUUUGCUGUCCGUGACGCUUUGACCAACUUGCCUCUUCGUCAUCCGUGCUUGAAAUCGAACUCUGGAAUGGAGGUCGGAGAAGCAGGCAGUAGCAUUCCUCUCUCAGGCGCACUGACUCAUGGUGGACGUUUUCAGCACUGCUUUUUUCUUGGAGGUAGUGAGGAUUUUUUGAUGGUUGGAAGUAGCGGUGGGGAAGUUGUAGGAGGUAACUCGACAACUACCUCCGACGUUCUCAACAAAGCACUCAACCUAGCUUUUCGCGUGAAUCGUUUUGGAAUUGACGCCAAUUUCCAGGCUAGUUUGAUGUUAGAAACGCUGCCUUUGGCUUCUUCUUCAGCAGUCGGAAGCAGUGCAAGUAUGAGCACGUCACCAGCAUCGAACUCAUCAUCUUCUUCCAACAACUUGCUUCAACACGUCCAUGCUUUCUUGCAGUAUACAACAGCCACGGCUUCUACUUACAGAACGAGACCAGCACCAUCCGCCAACCAAGAAGAUCAAGAUAGCGUCUACACUUUACUUGACGCUAACUUAGUAGCAGAUUCAAAGCAGUGUGGCACCAUCUACGACUAUGUCGAGCUUUGCUUGAUCGCUGUCAAGGGUGGUGCAGAACAAAAUACCCUCCAAGUUUUCGUAGGAUUGAGUCUCAAGACAGGAAGGACAGGAGAGGCAGCGUUUGCACCACCACUCAUGCUGAAGGUGGCAGAGGCCACAAGGAAUGACACAUCUUCAACAUUCGGAGGUGCUAUCGAUUUUGUUUUUGCUGACCCUGGCAUGGACGAGCUCAUAUUUCCAGGAGGAGGGCAGCUUCAGCUAGCUCCUACGCUCAUCUCUCAAGCCGCCUCUCAAGCCGCGCUUCAAUUAGCUGAGAAAUUGCAAGCCGUUUCCGCGAUUGCGCCAUCAUUCAGUCAGAAUGUGCAGAAAGUGUACUUCCAAAAUGCUGAUGCUGCUCUACUUACAACAACUUCUGCCGUCAUCCCUUCUUCACACAUAUGUUUUUCUGGACUUUCAACUUCAAACGAGAAGCAGAAAUACCGCUAUCCCCUGGCUGUCGUACCACCUUCACCAAACGCCCUCAGAAAUUCUACAGAUGAAGCCUCCUGUCUUGUCUUGACACCACAAGCUGGCGCAAAGAUCUCACCGAUAUCUUCAUCCGCGUCUUUGAUUCAGCAGCCAAGACGACCGAUUGCGUCAUCAUUACUGCAAACGCCUUCUGACGUAAUCCAGCGGCAGCAAGAACACACGGCGUGUGUGGAUCGAGUGAAACAGAUUGUGUUUGAGCAGGCUACCGUUUUCUCAGGGUCCUCCACGCCACCGAUCCAGACAGUAAACGCAGCAGCUGUCAAUGACGUGAUAUCACGCCUCAAUCUAACUGCAGCUGUGCCAGAACUAACGGCAACAGCGGUAGCGACGAAAUUGGCACAAAGAACCAGCAGCAUCUUGAGCCUUCUGGAUCAAGUGGCAUCUUGUGCUGCAAGCAACGCCGUGCUAGCUACGUUUCUUUGCACUGCGAUCGACGACUCAUCUUUGCACCUGGAAGAUGCAAUCUUCGGACGAUCUUCUUCAUCAAACUCCACCAUGCUUGCUGCACUCCACUACGGCAUAGCCCUCGAUCUUGUCACGCAGACUGCUGCAGAAAGUUCGCAAGCUUUCACGACUGUCGUGAAUGCAGUCAUUGAAGCGCGUCGUUCUCAUGGCAAUGGGGAAGUAGCUUCUAUCCUCACACCAUCCGAAACGACAUUACUCAAAUCGCUGGACUUGCUCAUGAACACAUGGACUCAAGCAUUUUGGGCAGACGACUUUACUACGAGGUUCGACUUCUCAUCCUACUAUGACGACAAGAAUUUGCGAAAUCUGACUUCUACGAGUGCUGCGAGCAUUUCCGGGAAUAAGACGUGUUGCGACACCAGCACAAAAACGAAGUUCGCAAUCGAGAAAAGUCAACACGUGGAGCAAGUCCUCCUGUCCCUGGCAAUGGUGCAGUUUCGACGCGGAUUUCCCGACUUGGCCAGUCCCCUAAUUACACUCGCAGAGACUUUUGCUGGCAAGAAUUUUCUGCCAUUUGAGUCGAUGGAGCACAAGAAUAUGUUAGAAGCAGCCUUUCUUGCCAGUGGAACAAGUGGAACGCUGUCUGAAGAUAUACACAGUGGACAUAGCAACUACAACUCUUCUUCAACCACAUCUACAACAGCGCAUCUUUUUGCCUGGGCUGCUCACCUUUCUCCAGCGGCAACCUGCGCUGCACCUCAAGAGUACCCGUUUCGUGCUUUCCUGUUGCUGUUUUUGCACCUCAGUGCGGAGGUGGUUAGGAAGAUGCCCUCUUCUGGCGACUCUUCAGCCACUGCGACUGCGUCCGCCUCCGCUAGCAGUCUUACACCACUAGCGCAACGUUGGGCUGCGAUAAACAAAGGUGCUACUGAUGCGUGGGCUGUGCAGACAGCAUUUCGUGAUCGCUUUGGCUCUUCACCUCCCUUUUCCACGACAAGCGACGCUUUUCGCAUCGAUCUUGUUUCCGAAUUUCUACCCAACCGACUUCUUGUGAGUAGUUUUUUCGGCAUUUUGGAUAGUGGCAUGUCAGGUUUGGAGUUGGUGCUGACGAAUGGCAACGUGAUAGGAACGACACGGACGAACUCCUUUUCGGGGGCUCUCCUAGAGUCUGAGACUGGUGUGGAGGAAGACGAGGUCUACUCUCUCGUAAAAAAUCCCUCAUCAUGUGCAAGCCUCGACGAUGCCUUCCUGGGAGUGGAGCUUUGCGCAGAACGACAACUCUAUUCCUCAUCAAGUACCAUUCCCGGUCUCCGCACAUCAGCCAGAGGUACAAAAUCUGUCAUCAUCGGACGACUACGGCUUAGUGGCAGCUCCGCAUCCUUGUCCUCUCCAUCCAUCCAGCUUUUCGAGACGCCUACUCCACAUCCCUGUUUGAUGCGUACUUGGCACGGUUCUAGUGAUGAAUAUGCAAGUCGCACUUUGGAGCAUACGACAACAGCGCUGCGAGCCUGUUCAGCGAUCCACGAGCAUAGCUACUUCGCAUCGUCAGUUGUAUGCACCUCGGACUAUAGGUGUAGUGUAAAUGUUACUGUGGAUCUAUUUGACAUCGGUGCAAGCGGCCAACAAGUUGGCCAGGAGGGAGCACAACAUCAGCUGCACAAGCAAAGACUUCGAAUUCGUUUUUUGAAAGACGAAGCGCGUUCCGACGUGAGGGUUCAGCUCGACCUCGGUGGGUAUCGAAUGGCUGACAUAGAUUUGGACUCAGGUCAAGAGCGAUGUCUGCCUGGCGGUGCGUUUUCUAUUUGUGUCGAACGCAGUACUGAAGGCAUCCCUUUGCCAGCCACUUGGACUUUGGGACAAGAAGUGUACAAUACUAGUACAGCUUUGAGCAGCGGCACGAGAAGGAGAAGGCUCUCGUCAGUUCUGAGCAGCACUGAAAGCGUCUUGGCUGUUGCAGUAAAAAGAACAAUUAUUGCUGGAGGAGGCCCCCGACCCGGGGGUCAAAAUUACGAGGAAAAGCGUGUUUUUCCGCUUGCGGCGCUUGACUCACUGGCCAAGACGAUGCGCAUCGUGGAUGGAUCUUGGAUGAUCGGGGGUGGGGGAGCAAGCAACUUCCGAGGUUUCGACGCCGUUGUGUCCGCUCAGCCACAUGAUGAGUGCCGCUUCGUCACAUGUCCAGACGGAUUCGAAUGCUUUAUUCGCGGAACAAGUGAGACAAGUUUAUUGACUGCAGAAGUUGUAGCCGGCGAAGAUCGAUCGUGCUAUCCAAGCUUGUAUAGCUUCUUUUCAGGAGAUUCAUCUUCAGUCGUGCCAGAGCAACGCACAAUCCUACAACAACUACAGAGAUUUUCAGGUCUCGGAGCAGCGACGCCGAAUGUGAUGACCGGCUCGAUCUACGAGGAAGACGGUUGGAUCACGAAAAAACGACUCUGCUUGUUCAAUACGGCGCCAAAUGAACAGCAUCCCCAUUUUUCGCCAGAAUCUUGUGCAACAGUCGCAGAGAAAAGUGUCACCUUGAGUGCUGAACAUCCUGUGACUGGUCUCGCUAACACGACACAAAAGAUUUGUCUUCUUGCUUUUCCGGAUCACAAAGAGACUCAAGUGCUCCUGCAGGGUGAACCACAAGAAGGCAAUGAAGGCUUCGACUCUUGGUUCUCCUGGAAACGUGGCCGCAGCAUCGUCAACGGCUACGAAGUUCUCCAAACAGUAGCCGCUGCCUAUUCUCGCUACAAGUCUCACCCAGAGUGGAAAGUUUCAUGGCUCGACUUCGCGCAGAGGAAGUGUCAACAGAUCUACUUAACUGGUCACGGCUUUGGGGCAGCGCUUGCUUGGGUCCACCGUUUAGACGUGGAAUUUGGCAGACUGGUGAUGUUUGCCGCACCUCCGGUAUCGCCUGUCUAUUCGUAUCCACAUACAUCAAAGUGCUUCGGCGACUCGUUCCAUACACAGCAGGAUCCAGUGAAGGGCAGUCCUCCAGGAUUUACGCUCAAAGGAGUGAGGGAGCAUACCUUGUGCGAUUCAUCGUCUGCGAUUAUAGGGAUAGACGCAUCAACAUCUUCUUUGGGAGAAGCAGGUGGACCUGGAGAUGGAGUAGUCCAGGAUCUCGGUUGUAACGCAUUCGAAAUAGGCGAACUCAGUCUAUGCAGUAAUGUGCCCCACUUUUCGAGCACGUAUGAAGCGUGGAUUGAUAGCUAUGCAUUAUCUCAGGGUCCUGUGUCCGGUAAGUGUCAAGUUGCGAGCGCGGCUGAUCGUGUGGAAACUUGUGUUAAUGCACUUUGCAAUGAAGGUGAUCAUGAUGGCCGUUGUGCAUGGGGUCGAGAGUUUCUCCGGUCACGUUUGCGACUAGAGUGGACUGGCAAAGCUGCUCUACGAAAUGCAAUGACACCCUCUAAGAUGAUUCCUGCGUUAGGACGACGAGAGGACUCGGGUUCAUCUUCGUCUCUAGCUUCUUUGAGACCAGAGGUAGCCUUUUCUACGGUUUCAACAAUGUACCACUCGACGAUGGGGGCUGUAGUACCAGCUGCAGUGCCGCAAGCCUCAUCUUCUUCGUUGACAACAGCAUUUAACAGUGUGAAUUCUGCCACGCGACUGUUGAUCCCUGGACCUGGUGAAGGUGCAGAAAUCGCUUUCACUGCAGUCGCUGAACCUUCAGCGUCUAGCAACGCAAACUCAGAUACAGCUGUCUUCACAGUGACGAUCACUCCUUCAUCAUCGGCUACGGAAUUGUUUCAGAAUUCGCUCUCUAGACUGCCAGACUCAAUACAGGGAGCACCACAAGUUCAGCUACCAAGCUCUUUCGUAGUCGAGAUCCGAGUCUCGAUACUGCCAGGUCCAUACACGAACACGCUUCACGUCACCAUUUCUUCACCACAAAUCCAAACCCAAAUACCGGGAGUCACGCAGUUUGAGUAUCACUUGCCUUUGAAUUCCUACUUCUGUCGCAGAUUCUUUGGGAAUAAUGUGCGGAUCUGCUUACUGUUUCCACAACACGAGGACUCUGGUUCCCUGCAGUUCCGAGUCUACUUCGGCAGAGAGGACUUCGUGGCUUAUCAAAAAACACUAGCAACUGUUGACGGAGCAGCGCGAACUUUGACCCUACUGCCUGGCGAACCGGCAUAUGAUCGCUCCAAAACGUUUACCGCCAACGACAUUGACGUUGCCAGUGCUCCUUCUGCUCUUACAGCUUCGUUCCUACCACCUACAUCGAGAUCGACUUCAUCUUCAAGAAGAUAUUUGUCUUCGAUCAUCUUGGCUCAAGCAGGAGCUGAGCAACAAGCGUCAGCGGCUUCUUCAGCAGCGUCCUCAGCUGCAUCUUCAGCAGCAUCCUCCGCGUUGACCUCAUCUGCUGCAUCGUCUUCAGCUGCAUCGUCAGCAACAAGCGUCGCAUCCUCAGCCUCAACCCUGCCCCUCGGAGACGACGUCGGAUCGCUCGUUUAUGGUAGUGCCAGUCCAGCAGUGGAAGGUCUUGUUGAAGUUGUCCAAUUGCAGCCAGGGUCGAUCGUGGCCUAUUGCGCUAGAGACGUUCCGAAUUCACGUGGUAUGUGCACGACGAAUCAAGAAUGCGAAUCCCUCGUUCCAGGAUCUAUCUGCGUCGCUAGUGGUGUUCAGAACGUGUGCAGCUGUCCUGCCGCACAAUGCCUGAGUCCUGACAAUCGCUUCUGCAUCGACAGCAACCUGCCAGGAGCUUUGAGGCCGCAAGAGGUAGGCCAUUCUUGUCUGUAUCCCGACCAUGCGAAUAGCGGUGUGACGCCCUUUAUGGUCUAUCCGGACAAAAGUGCGGGAAACCCAUAUGAGGUUUGCGUUUUGUUGUCGCCGAAAAGCUUUGUGCGGUUGGACUACAGCCCUGUUGUAGAAGGCAAAGAAAUGAAUGUGGCGACUUCUGUUGCUGGAGCAGGUGGCGCGUCUGGAGGUGGAGCCAGUGGCACGGGGGUGACUUCAUCUAGUCCUCCGCAGCGCGAGGCAAUGCAUGUCAUGUCUGCUUACGUCGACCUUGGUCUCAUGGUUUUCCCACAGUUUUCCUUUUACCGUUUACUCGCUCUGAAAACAGAAGUGACUGAAAUAGCUCCCGGGCUCCCUGGGGUGCAAUUCACACUAACUGACGACACGGACCUCCUCGUAGAACGCAAUUUCCGGCAUGACCAGAUCCCAUUCGCUCUUCGCGGUUCAGGAACCGUCUUGAUGCGACACAUCCUGCCAAUGGGUGGCGAAAUGCUAGGCGUAGACUCUUCAUGCAUCGUCUUAGGCACUGCAGCUCGCGGAAACACCAUACCUCUGGCGGAUGCCUGCUUGAAGUCAAUCCCGUUGCUACCUGCAGAAAGGAUAGGGGACGAGUUAGUUCUGAAAUUUCAAAUCGUAUUUCGGAUUUGUGUGCCUGUGCUUUUGCGAAGAUGUCGCAAGAUACCAGUGAUUAAAAUAGUGCGGUCGACGAAGUUGAUCGAAAUACAACAAGAUGGAACGGCAACUGCUUCGUCCUCAUCUUCUGGUAGUGGCAGUGAUGUUGCCGGAGCUGGAGGAUCACUCAACAAUCUGAAUCUUACCGCAAGUGGUGCAGUUAUUAAUGCAAUAAGCAGUAUUAAUGCCAAUGGUCUACUGAUGAACUUGACAACCUUCAACUCCAGCAGCAUAUCCAACUUACUCCCGCGAAGGAACUUGGAAAAAGGAGAUGAGUCUUCUUCACUCGAGGACCUAGAGGACAGUUCAUCUGCUUCUGAGCAAACACCCUCGUCUACCUCACCAGCUUCAUCAGAUGAAGAACUUCAAGCCCAAGAGCUGGUGCUUCUCCUUCGUCGCCUAGAAACCCAACAACAGCUGCAGAGUAGUCCUCAGGGACCAAGGUUCACUCUAGAACCGGCAGAGCCUGAAAUUGGCACAAAGUUGAUAGAGGACGAUGAGUUCAACACAGGCGUCGAAACGGCGACCUAUUAUAUCGGGAUAUCAGCGCCAGCCUUCAUGCUCCUGGCGUUCAUAUUCGGCUCUUGUUUCGGCAUUCCGGUUUUGCAUAUGCUGAAACGGCUUGGGGUCGAAAGCUAUGAUCGCUCGGAUUACACAAAAUCGCAAGAGGAAAAGCGGCAAGCGAAACUUCUGCGCGAAGGCGUGGAACUCGAAACGAUGUUGAAGUCGCCCGGUGAAGGGGAAGGUACAGGCGAAGCAACCCUGAUUCUAGAUGGAGUUGGAAACAGUAGGGAUAGCGCGAUUGUCGGCGAAAAUUUGUGGGUCGGUGAUGCUGCUGCUAUCGAAGAUGGAUCAGCUUGUCUUAAGGAUACCAACACAUCAACUGGUCGGGCGUCGAAGAUAGCGAGACAAAGCGCUAGAACUUCUCGAGCCGUUGUAGGAGGCGCAGUUGAAGCUAAAAUCGGUAAUAUAGCAGGAUCGAAGGAUCGUCCUCCUACCCUUUUGACUGAUCAUGAUGAAGAUCUGGAAGCUGAAGGACGCUACAAUGACGCACCACAUGCAGAUGAAGAAAUAGAUGAGUUCCAGGAAAUGCAAGAAGAAGACGAGCUAGAGGAAGUCGAAGAUGCUCCACCCUUGACGGGUAUUGAACUAGUCAAGAGGGGAAAAGAAGUGCAGGAAGCUUUUGACUUUGACGCUAUCGAGAGCAAUUGUUGCGGAAUGCUCACCUUGGCUCAUAGGAUACCAAAGAAAGUCAUGUGGCAGUUUCUCGCGUGCUUUCAAUUCGCUUUACACUGCUUACGCGUUGUCAACAUUCGUGGCCGUUGUAUGCGCUUCAUGGAUCUGCCGAUUUUCGGUGACGAGGUGACGCAUUUCCGCACCGUGCCUGAAAAAUUACAGCCAAGCCCUAUUUUGAAGAAAUUCAUGGUGUGGCGGCGCUCGGUGUUGACGAUAUUUGUAGGCAGUAGUGCUUGGCUCAUGCUGGCAACGGCAGUGGCUGAAACAAAAUUAGUUUUAGAGCAUCUGAUCGAGUCAGGGAGACGUGAACGGACGCAGCGGGAGGUGAGGCAAAGCGUGGGCAUGAUGGAGGAUGUGGAUGUGUCGAUGGGAGGAGAAGCCGGCAGACGGCUAUCUUCUUCAUCUUCAUCUUCCGUAGUUCCAGGAGGAGGUGAGUUACCUAGUAGGAGUAGAACAACGACGAGAAUUCUGAUCAUGAAUGUAAAUGUAUUGAAAAAUAGUUUUUCCCGCUCUGGUGGACCACGAGCAGAUACACAUACUACAACCACGGGAACAAGAACUACAGAUGUUGACUCGGUCCCUGCAACGUCACCAGAGCAAGAUGAUGAUGAUGAUGAGCAAGAAAAUGGUAGAGCGACACCGGAAGAAAAAAGUAGAAGUACUAUGUGGUCGUGGAAAUGGGAAGAACAUCGAGGUGAGCAAAACGAGAGACCCGACCGUUUUCUGCACAUUCGUCAAACAAAAUUACAGCAUGAUCCACCAGGUAUUCUUCAUCGGAUACUACAACACGGAAUAGGAGGUGCUGAGCAUGGUGGCGAGACAGGAAUACGACCGCGCGACCUUCCGUACGACGACUUUCUCGAUGGUCAGCAUAAGAGAUUCACACAUAAUCGACUGUUGCAGACACUCUUAAAGUACGCAGAAAAGAAAGAGGAGUUGCCCUUUGGUUACGGGCUGCCUUCCCAUGAUGACAAUAAACCUCCGGCAACUAGUACGAUGUUUCCCAAGACCGUGACGGCGCUCAACAGUGUCAUGUUUUCAUCUUCACGCAGAAGGACAAGCUCUUCAAGAAGAAUAUUUUCACCACAAGUAGAAGUACUGACCUCUAACCAAGAAGACGAUGAACCGAAGCAAGUAGAAGCCGUAUCUUGGUGUCGUAGCUUAUCCGAAUCGAUAGAUGAGGCACUUCAAGCUUGGACAGGAACGCUUUCGAGAAGUUUUGGGUGGUAUCGACUCCUCAGUAAGAAAUGGGGAGCAAGAAGCUCAAUCAUUGCCUUUCCAUUUUUGCAACCGGUAGGAGAUGCAGUUGAAGGGCUACUGAAUGAUGAAGAAGAUGAGACAUGGGCGGUUGAAGACGUAGAGGACGACCCGCCUAGAGCAGAAGCCGAAGUGCGUAGAGGGAUGAAUUUUCACCAGCAUGCUGGUGCAGUUCGGAAGAUGGACAACAUGAACAAUUAUCUGAAUAUCCGCAAGCUGCAACCUGCGACAACUAUUGAUGGCAAUCACACGUCGACGCACGCAGCGAAUGUUACACCUUCAACAACGAGUGGCCCCAAUCAUGGCAACCUCAACAGCACUUCGUCUUCACUAUCAACAUCUUCAAAUACAGGAAUAAUCAAUGCGACUUACAUGGGAGACCGAGCUGGCCAGCUAGCUGCUCAAGGUAUAAAUCAAUUACUGGAUGCCAUAAUCAUCGCGGAGCGGGUGCAGCAAUUUUCUGCGUUGAUGGGCAUAAGGAAUUUCAUCCUCGCCCUCAUCACCUUACUCUGCGGAAUCCGCGGAGCGGCAUUCUGGUACUUCUUCCUUUUUUUCAUCCGCCCUUUCAAAUUCUGUUCAGACGCAGGCCGCAGACCGUCAACGGUGUAGCGCCUUCGAUGCGGAGGGGGCGGCGCGGUCCACCUAAGGGGCUUCCGACCGGUGCGCCGGGUCUUGUUCGCAAAAAAUGGCAACCCUGGCGCAAGCCAGCAGGUUGGAGCGCGCCGCGUCUCCGAGGCGUGGCGCACGGGUGGGCUCGAUGGGACAUGCUUGGAGUCGUUCUGAGUCAGUUGCACGACAAGCGGCGCCGGGCUUCGAAACUUCUACACGGCGGUCCCGUACAACGAAAGGGGGGGCGAGCGUACGCGCAAAGCUUGCGAGCUGGCCCCGGGUAACAGAUCAGACGGCGGCGUGCGGGCUACCAAGGUUGCUGCUACCCAGCUGCCCCGCAAGUUUGCGGCCGGCUAAAUGGAUCGCGAUCGCAAUGGGCUCCCGGAGGUCCCGGCUGUUGUUGUUCUAUGACAUCGGCGACCAGCGUGGGCCAUGUCGGUACGUGGUCGGGCAUGUUUGGGCGAGGUAGCGAGAGGGCCGGCCUGCAAUGGCGCAAAUAAAUACCCCGCGGCGGGCUAAACCAGCGAGGGGCGUGGCUUCUGGUUGUCCCUCUGCGCUACCUUGCGGGCGUGCUUGCUUUCUCUCGGAAGCCUUCGAACACUUUGGUCAACGGUUCGCGCCGGCGCGCAGGCAGGCAGCGGGCGGGCGAGGCUCGUAUCAUUCGCUGCGCCGGUGCGGGCUCGGGCAGUUUCUGGGUGCAGAGCUUCCCCUUGUGAGAAUUCGUCUCUCUUCGGAAAGAGUUGGAGUUGGACUGGAGAGCGCGCUUUGUGCAUGAUGAUGGAAACACGAAGCAGCAGGCGUGAGGCGGAGCCGCAACAGGCCCCGGCUUCAACGUCGCUGCAAUCCAUCGGCGAAGAGUAAAAAAACACGCGCGCGGGCGGUCGGAAGCCAAGAGAAUAGGGAGCGGCCCCAGGUGGCGCCCACGUUGAAGAAGAGGGCAGCAGGCUUUUGCCAUAUCAAUUUAUCUUACCCACUUUGAUUGAUAAACGUCGUAGGUAGGAAGCUAGCAAUAGCCCGGCUCAGUGAGCUGCGGAAGAAGUAGGGCAAACAGAUGCCCCAGUGGUUCAAUUAUGACCCUCUCCUCUCGUUGUCAUCAAGCUCAUUAGAUUUAGCGCACAAAAACAAGCACAGAGGCCCUUUCUCUCUUGACCAGGUGCGACUACUGUCACAGCGCCCUUUGGGUUCAGCGGGGCUUCAUCGCCAAGGUCAGCUUGGUCUCGUUUCUUUCCUAUCUGCCGUGGUAUCAUAUCGUGUUUGCGGAUCGUGACGAACUCUGUCUAUCCGGUGAGAAAUUCUGCGACCGACUCCUCCUACCUGCUCGGCUCUACAUGGACGUUAUCUUGAACACACCAGUGAUCGUCUUGGCGUUGUCGAUUACACCCGGCAUUAUUCUUGCGGCUAUCCACACCACCGAGAUUCUUCCGUUCACGAUCUUUCCCUACUUCAUAAUGGCCGCAGCACCUCUCCUAAUCAUCGGCAUUGGUGUUUGGCCGAUGCUUUCCCUGGUUGCUCACGCGGUCGUCUCUGACACGCUGUUUUGGGGCUGCUUGUGCUACGUUCUGUACGGCGUCCUCUUUUCCUGGGGUGCCUGGUACUCGAUGCGUGAAGUAGGGGCUUUUGAGGCAUUCGGAAAGGAGAUCUUCGAGUCUCUAUUGGCCAGGAAACAGAGAAAAGAAAACGACGAAGCGGCAAGACGAGAAGCGUUGCAACAGUUCGCAAGAGAAAGCAUCUGGAGCCAAGAAGGGGGUGAUCACGACGAUGAACUAGAAGGUGAAAGCAAUGUGGACGUCGAGUUGGAUGGCAGCGGUCGUGAGCGUGAAGUUAAGAGAAAAACUAAAACCUUAAAAGAUGCAAGUGAGACCCUCUACCUCUGUAUCGAUCCAACCUUACUUUUGUAUGUUCUUGACUUUGGCGCUUCUAAUGACGAUAACGUCAAGGAAGGGAACCUUCAAGUGGGAAGACAGGAUUCAAGCGGAUUCACGUCGCUGUUGACUCUCGCAGGAGCAGCUGGCGGCUCCGCGAAUCCGACACUGAAAAAUAUAGAGACUUCGUCUACUAGUGGAAACAAAAAUGCAAAUAUUACACGACCAACAUUGGCACCAAAUAUUACGCGAAUUGAAGAAGAAGAAGAAGAUGAAGAAGACAAUCCUGAUGAUACGAUGAGAAGUGCCCUAAAUGAACAUGAAGUAGACCAUGCUCUGACCCUUAUUCUGGACGAGGGCGAAGGAGGUGGGGACCAUGUAGUGCCAUCAACAAGAACAUCGGCUACUGGGGUGGGCGAUAGCGCCAUAUUGGGAGUCCCGUCUGGCGGGAGCUCGACUGGUGCCUCCUAUUUUGAAGGCAUGCAUCUGAUGCAGAGGGGUUCGCCUUCCGUGUCCAGUCAAGGUGGAAAUCGGGCUACUGUGAAUACUACUAGUACAAAUAGGACUACAGUAGGAUCUACAUCUGGUGGAGGAGCAGGUCGUAACACCAGAUCAACAAAGAACAACAUACCAGCGAUGAAUGCCAAACAUUUACGAAUAGAGGAAGGUGUCCAUGUCCUAGGCCUAGUCCUUGUCUCCUAACUACCAUAAGAAAUGGAGCAUGUCAUCUCGGCUGCUCGCUUUUAUUCAAUCUCAUUCCUCCUUUGCUCUACUAACUUCUAAAAUAGACAUCAACCACCACCUCGUCUGGAGAAAAGAAGCGAACAACGGAUGUUUGGCAUGGUGCUGUCGCGGACAAGUUACUGAAUGGUUCGACGAUCAAAACGAACGCGCUCAUUAGCUCCGGUUUUCUCGGUGCUCAUCAUCGGAAUGUCGCGGGAAAAAGCAAGAAAGCAGCUUUAAAAAGGUCCAAUUCCGGUUUGAACCGGAGUCCUAGUGGAGGUAGCGUUAACUACGGAGGUAAUCAUGGAGAAGGUAAUUAUAGCCCCGACUACUCGAACUCGCCGAAUAACAGUAGAGGAGGUGGAGGCUCGUCGUCAUCUCCGUCACGUUUUACACGAAAUACAAGUGCUGGAACUGCGAAGAUGGGAGGAGGUGGUCGUAGUAGUUUCUCAACUGGUAGCGGCAAUGAGCAACUUGGCUCUAUAAUUGGUGAUCCAACCAACGAGCUUCCACCACAUCCCGACUUAGUUAAAUAUGGAAUAAACCGUGAAGAAAUUCAAAUCGGAAGAGAGACAUCAACAGGAACUACAGAUGAUGGAGACUUUCUUGCUGAUCCUACAGGAGAUUUACAACGAAAUACCUACUACAACAGUCGUUAUGGAGAUGAGGAUGACGAAGACGAAUCCGAGGAAGAAGGGGGUGCUAUUGCUGAUUACACCAUGGUACAAGCGGCAUUGAUCAAACACUUGUGUACGAAGACAAAAGAUUGCAUGUUGUUAAGGCUUCCCCUAAUCCAUCUCCUCUAUAGGGAUCCCUCAAACAUAUGCGCCCCGAAAAAGCAAAGGACGAGAUACCGACGCAUAUUAUGCUUGAGGGAUUUCCUUUUCCACAGGGAUCGAUGAAAAGGGGAGAGCUCUAAUGUUGGUGACGCGUGGGUGGACAUUUUGGCUGCAUAGGAUAUCCUUUCUACUGCUGUUCCUAGGCGUUUUGGAGGAAGGCGAGGGUUUCAUAGAUAUGACCAUGACGGGUGCUGAUUUAGUGGCGUCUAUCAUGUUCGUGGUCUUCGACGGCUUCAUCAAUACCUCUUUUGCAGUCCUCAUCGUCAUCGACGUGAUUUUCUCGAUGCUCGUGAAGAUGAGGCUUUACAACGGGUACAUGGCGGACGAUCCUGACUUGACGAAUUUGUCUGUCUUAUUCAAGUUCUCGGACAAAUUAAAUGCAGUCUUUUGUCGUGGAGUGCUGAAGGCACAGAAAAUUCAUCAAGCACAGCAACGUAAAGAACAUCGACGGCGAAUGAGACAACUCAAGUUAUGCUUUUGCUUCGAUAGUUUGAAUGUUUGUAUUCGUUUAGCAGUAGUUGUUUCACGACUACGUACAGGCACACGGAUCUGUCCAUGUCCAUCCAGUGGGCGAUGCACUCCAUGAUGCACCCUAAAAAAAGUAAGUCAGAAGAACUACAAACAUGCUACAAAUAUCAUGCUAUAUUUAUAAUAUUUAUGCAACAGCACCAAGAAGAAGCUGUACACCUUCUAAUAACCCGUGAAGCUGAGGGAGGCAGACGGACUAUGUUGAUGAAGACAGUCUCGAACGUGAAGUCCACAGUGUCUGGAGGUUCUAGAACAGCGAAAAACAUCUGCUGUCCUUGUGCAAGUACGGGAAAGAAGACUCGAGCGUCGCAGGCGAAGUUAAGAUGAAAUCAGGUUAACAAAUUUCGUAGUCGUACGCAACAAGUUCAAGAACAAGAAGUAUUGAACCUUAUACAAGGCAGCCAGAAAUGGUCAUCAAGAACUGCAAAUUUCUGGUACAACUGUAACUGUUGUACUUCUAGAGUACAACUACAACUAGAUCAAGAUACUAACAAACUCAGUCUGACAGAAACAAUGAUGAAACAAUAACAAGAUCGCUAAAUAUAUAACUCAACAUGCUCCUGUUUUUAACAUGCUGAACUACAAAUAUUUCCUCCUCCAUCUCUAAGAAUCACGGACUUGGUCAGUUCGAGCGGCGCUCCUUCUGCCGCGGAUCAGCACGCUCGAGACAGUCGCGUUGGUCCCUCAAACGUUCUGGAUGUCAGUGACGUAAGCUUCAUUCUUGAUAGUCAUCCUAUGGGAGUAAACUACAUUUCGUCGGCGCCGGUGCCGUCUACCACUGGAGCAGUAGAGGAGACCUGCUUAAAAACACCAGCUCAACAAGAACCCCAUCAAUCCAUCCUCCAGAAAGUUCGCAGCGUGCGCUUCUCAAGUCGGCACUCGACUCGAGGAAGCACGGUAGUCAGUGAAGACUCAGUCUCAGCAGGAGAUGAAUUAUCGUCCUUAUCUGAAGAUAGCGAUGAAAGUGGGACCACCUUCCGGUUUGUUCCUCAGGGACUAAGGGACCGCGCAGCAGCCAUCUUCGGGCGUAGACCGGUUUGGGCACCGUCGAUCAUAUAGUAGGUCGAGACGAGUAGACCGCUUUGGGCACCGUCGAUCAUAUACAUAGCAUGACGAAUUCUGAGCGCAGGUUUUCCUUUUGUCGCCGGUUGUUGUUGUAUUGUUCCUAUAUAUAAGGACGUUGAUGUUGUCGCGUCUUCUUCUACUUGGAGUCCAAGCCCCUUUAUCAUGUGAUUCAUGAUGAUUAUCAUAAUUAUAGGAUACACAAUCAAUUUAUUCUUUGAUUAUGCACCUUCAUCGAGUACUAAUCAAGUUGAUGUGAAUAUUUUCUUCUGUUCUUUUUUCCUCGUGUGCAUGUCGUGACAAGCUUGCUCUUCUUGACCUUCGACAUCAAAGUGAAGUAAGUUUUACGGGUGGAUUCAAUAUAUUCACUACUGCAUAGACAUCAUUAUAGCGUGCAUGAUGCCUUAAUAUUAUAGGAAAGCUCAAUGCAGGUAGUGCAGCACCAAGUAAAGAAAAGUUAACCAUCACCAAGUAUAUUAGAGAAGUUCUUAGUUGCGAGUAUGCUGAGACUCAAAGAUGAAGAAAUUAGUCAGGUUUUGGUUUUGCAGAAAACAGUACUACGUAGCAGCUUGUUUAUAGUUGAUCCAAUGUCUGCUCAGUCUCAGUCUCCGGUUUUAUUGCAUGUAGUAUCAUCCCUUUUCGGGGAGAACUUCUUAUUGGCGAUUCUUUGGGCUUCGGCUUGUUGCCUGAUCAUAGUCUGUACAGAUCUUGUUGAACAACCUGCAUGUGCAUGAGUAAGGAAUACUGAGUACAACAACGUCAUGGCAACGUCAAUGUUGGUCGC
Amoebophrya sp. A25 is the source of this 17362-nucleotide messenger RNA. The record is from the annotation of a GenBank genome assembly. NCBI's taxonomy places the organism in Eukaryota, Dinophyceae, Syndiniales, Amoebophryaceae.